Messenger RNA from Vitis vinifera (wine grape), 711 nucleotides. RefSeq lists its product as uncharacterized. The record is from RefSeq and is a predicted model, not a curated record. Lineage: Eukaryota; Viridiplantae; Streptophyta; Magnoliopsida; Vitales; Vitaceae. The coding region runs from base 11 to 652 and encodes 213 amino acids. Gene Ontology annotation, molecular function: protein binding. The transcript has a single exon.
UUAUAUAUGCAUGGUAGUGGUGCUUACUAGUAGUUGCUUUUGUUCACUUGUUCUAGGAGAAUCGAUGGCAACUCUAAUGCUGCAGAUAGCUGAGCAAGAUCAAGAGGUGGAGCAGAUAAAGAAAGAUUUGUUCAAAUUGGCCAUGCAAGGCAAGUGGAACAAUGUCGUCAAGAUCUAUGAGAAAAAACCACAGGCUCACAGGGCCAAGAUCACUAGAUCAGGGGACACAGCAUUGCAUAUAGCUGUCUCGGAUCGCAAAGAAUUUAUAGUAGAAGAGCUAGUCAAAUGUAUCACUGAUGAGGAAGCUAAGGAAGCGAGUACUAGCUUGCCAGAAGGUAAGGGAAAACAAGCAGAAAAAUCUGAACACCCUCUUGAGAUAGCCAACGAGCGGGGGAAUACCCCUCUCCAUCUAGCAGCGUCAAUUGGAAAUGUUCGAAUGUGCCUGUGCAUUGCUGGAGGGCACAGGGAACUGGUGGGUAUUCGCAACAGUGAAAAAGAGACACCUCUCUUCUUGGCCGCUCUUCAUGGUAAGAAAGAAGCAUUCCUUUGUCUCCAUGGCUUAUGUAAACCUGGAGAACACUAUAACUACUGUCGAAGGGGCGAUGGCGAAACUAUUCUUCAUUGUGCCAUCUCUGGAGAAUACUUCGGUUAGUAUUUACUUAAUUUUCAUGCCAUAUUAGUAAGAGGAACACAUGCGCAUAUUUUCAUUUU